Messenger RNA from Bactrocera oleae (olive fruit fly), 7728 nucleotides. The record is from RefSeq and is a predicted model, not a curated record. Lineage: Eukaryota; Metazoa; Arthropoda; Insecta; Diptera; Tephritidae.
UAACGGAUUUCUCGAUAAAUCGUCUACCUGUAACUCACUCUUGAGUUCGAUCACUGGAUUGUUAAAUUAAAGUCCCAAUUUAAUGGCUAUACACUAAUCUCUACUUAUAUUUCCAACAACUUAACACUUCUUGCUCGAUAUUCGAGUUUACAACUUAUUGCUUAUGGCUUAACUGCUUUUUACACGGCAACACUCUAAUUAGAACUGUCUACUGCACAGUCCGGCACCCUUAUAUAGUAAAUUUUUAACAAAAGUUCGCUACUAGAACAUUCUAACAACUACGAAUUCGCUGUCUAGUUGCUUCUGACAGUUUAUCGUCGAUUCUGAUAUGUUCUGGUAUUCGUAUAUACGUUCUCCGCCUAAACGAUGUAUAAUAGAAUCCCUGCAACCCUGAUGUAAUGUCAUCUAAAAACUUUGUUGUCGACAUACAUAUCGAUGAAAUUAUUUGCACGCGUGUAAAAUCCUUUCACAAAAACGAAUAUAUUAAUGUCGUUGCAGGUAAUUAGAGCAUUCCCACUGCUACGCUCCACUUCAGUGAAAUUGUGGAAAUCUCAUCAAAAUAAUUUGGAAUCGAAAACAAAAUAUUGUAUUAGCGGUAGCUUAUUGAACUUUGCCAACAAAGCUCAAUUUAGUAUCCAAAACCAUAUUGGAGAUUUCAUUAAUAACAAUAGUGUAAAACCUGACAUAUUAGCACCUGAAAACUCUAAUUGGGGUACGAAGAAAACCAAACGAAAAGUAAGGUUACGCCUUACCGAUAUGAGUAAUUCAGAAAUCGAAGCAAAGUUAGCGCCAUUGCGUGCUGCAGUGCUGGAGCAAGGAAAUUUGGUGCGUGAACUAAAAGUGAAAGGUGCGCCUGAGAUAGAUGUGAAACGUGCUGUGGCUGAAUUAAAAGCCCGUAAAAAGAUAUUAGAGGACCGUGAGUUAGAACUUACUCCAAGCGUCGUAACAUUCGAUCGAUCGAAAAUGGAGGACUUGCUUAAACGUCGUUUCUUUUAUGACCAAAGUUUUGCAAUUUACGGUGGUAUAACGGGCCAAUAUGACUUUGGUCCUAUGGGUUGUGCGUUAAAGUCAAACAUUCUUUCUCUGUGGCGUCAAUUUUUCGUCUUGGAAGAGCAAAUGCUUGAAGUGGAUUGCUCAAUAUUAACACCAGAACCAGUUCUGAAAGCUUCCGGACAUGUAGAUCGUUUUGCAGAUUUAAUGGUGAAAGAUGUUAAAACUGGUGAGUGUUUCCGGCUUGAUCAUUUGAUAAAGAAUGCUUUGGAAAAAUUGUCAAAGGAGAAAACUUCAACAUCAGAAGUAAAAGCCGAUUGUGAAGACAUUGUUGUUAAGCUUGAUGGCAUGAAUAAGCAAGAGAUGUCUGAUGUACUUGCAAAGUACAGCAUAAAGUCCCCAUUAACUGGUAAUGAUUUGACUGAACCGAUUGAAUUUAAUUUAAUGUUUGCUACUCAAAUUGGCCCUACUGGUAUAGUAAAAGGCUUCUUACGACCAGAAACAGCACAAGGUAUUUUUGUUAAUUUCAAGCGAUUACUUGAGUUUAACCAAGGGAAGUUGCCUUUCGCUGUUGCUCAAAUUGGUAAUUCAUUCCGAAAUGAAAUCUCGCCCCGCUCUGGACUAAUUCGUGUUCGUGAAUUUACAAUGGCGGAAAUAGAAUAUUUUUGUGAUCCAACUCUUAAAAAUCAUCCCAAAUUUGAAAGUAUAGCCGAUACUCUUUUAACACUUUAUUCGGCAUGCAAUCAAAUGGAUGGCAAAUCAUCUCAAAAAAUAUCAAUUGGGGAAGCUGUAGCAAACAAUUUGGUGGCAAAUGAAACACUGGGUUACUAUAUGACAAGAAUUCACCAAUUUCUUAUGACAAUAGGUAUAAAACAAGAAUGUCUUCGUUUUCGCCAGCAUAUGAACAAUGAAAUGGCCCAUUACGCUUGUGACUGUUGGGACGCAGAAUGUCUUACAAGCUAUGGCUGGGUAGAAUGCGUUGGCUGUGCUGAUAGAUCCGCUUACGACUUAGGUCAGCACACUCAAGCAACUGGGGUUAGGCUGGUGGCUGAAAAGCGUUUACAUGAACCCAAAACCAUUGAAGUGUCUGAAAUCGUACCGAACAAACAAACAUUGGGCAAAACUUUUAAAAAAGAUGCUAAAUCAAUUACAGAUGCUUUAUCUAAGCUUUCCACGAGGGAUGUGAAAGAAGUUGAACAGAAUUUAGAAGAAAAACAAGAAUACGUUCUUUCUCUACAUAAUGGUAGUGAAUUCAAAUUGACUCGUGAUACUAUAUUCGUCAAACACAGCACUAAAACAGUUCACGUUGAGGAAAUUACACCAAGUGUCAUUGAGCCAUCUUUCGGAGUAGGCCGUAUUAUGUACGCAUUGCUUGAGCAGAAUUUCCAAUGUCGUGAAGGUGAUGAACAGCGUUGUUUUUUCACACUACCAUCCGUGGUUGCGCCAUUGAAAUGCUCAAUACUGCCAUUGUCAAAUAACGCUGAUUUUAAUCCCUUUAUACGUCAGUUAUCCCUUGCAUUAACCAAGGCAGAGCUUUCACAUAAAGUGGAUGACUCAAGCGGAUCUAUUGGUCGACGUUAUGCACGAACUGAUGAAAUUGCCAUACCUUUUGGCAUUACCAUUGACUUUGAUACACUAAAGAAACCACAUACUGUAACUUUAAGAGAUCGCGAUUCUCUUAAACAGGUCCGUAUUGGCAUCAAUGAAGUUAUAGAAGUUGUUAAGAAUUUAUCUACUGGAAAAGUGCAUUGGCCUCAAGUUAUUGAAAAAUACCCCGUAUUUGAACAGCAAGAGGCUACAAAGUGAAUAAAACCAUGCAUUUCAAUUAUAAUGAUAUAAAAAUUUGUAAAGUUGUCGAUUUUUGUAAUUCUAGAAUCUUACGUUAUACAUAUUAGGCUGAAAGCGAAAAUAUAAAUACAAAAGCGUCGUGUUUUCUGUUCUGUUUUCUGUGCUGAAUUAAAUUUAUUAUAUUAUAAUUUUUCUUAAUUAUUUUAUAUAUAAUAUUGACCUCACUCCAUGUUAAUUAACCAACUUUACUUUUAAUUUACAUAACCAGUUGUAUCCUUCACUUGAUCAGAUCACUUUUGGAUCAGAGGCAUAGAAUAGUUUGGUAAAGACGCAACGACAUAAUUUAUUAUUAUAAUAAUGAUUUUUAUAAUUAAGAAGCCAUUUUAAAAACAAUACAGGAAAUUUGAUGUUUCUGACAGUAUCUUAACUUUCUUUCUGAUUUUAGGAAGAUUUAAAAAUUCUUAGUAACAAAAUUUUAAUUAUAAUAAAACUAUAUGAUGAAACUAACUCUUGCCGCAAUUAAAUGUCUAUAAUACAUACACUUCGUUCCUUUUUUUAUUUUGAAAGGAAAUCACCAAAUCUCCCAGGAAGUAGGGAUCGUCAUUUCUUUAAAGUAAUUGAAAUAUCCCCUGCUAGCCACCUAUCGGUUAAGUCAUCAUACAAAUCAUUAAUCUCCCUUUAAUUACCCAACAGCGCUACCAGCGGUUUCUUAGGAUCUAAUUGAAUAAAAAAAACUUAAUUUCGAAUAUAAAUCUUCACUGCUGGCAACACUGAAAACUUCUCCAAAUUUCACAGCUGUUUAGUGCUCCAGAUUUGAUUACUUGGAGAAGAGUAGGGGAAACCAUUUAGCAACGCUGCCACUGUAUAUGAUUGUGGCGAUAAUGAAAAAACCUGUUCAUUUAUUGGACAAACAAAAUUUCCUAAAGUAUUGCAUUCGAAUUGGAUCAUUUCACAAAGUGGUUCCCCAAUGACCCCAAAAAAAAAACAGCCAAAUGGACCAAAACGAUACCGUGUUUGACAGUUCUUUCAGUUUUUCCCGGCUAAUAAUUUUUAAGAUCUAGUGUCUCUUUUUAGUGUCCUAAAUAUUUUUCGUAAUUAAAUAUUAUUAUGUUAACUUAUUUAAUAAACAUAGCAUUUUAUUUCACACAUCAUGUUCAUUAACAGAGCAUAUAAUAUAUGAAGAUAUGUAAAAAAUCUGGCAUUACUUUCAUAUGGAUCCCAUGCGAAUUGGCAUUUGGCGUGCGUUUGUAAAAUAAAAUCAAUCUUGCAGUAAAAAAGUUAACAAAAGUCCGUUCUUAUUUGUAUUGCGUGCAAGAGUUUCCGUUCAAACAUGUGGUAUAUUUCUAUGAAAAGUUUUUGAAAGACGCAAUUAAUUGUUUGUUGUUUUGACUUGAUUAUAGUGCGGUUAAUGUUACAAAAACUAGAAAUAAAGCGGUUAAUCAUUAAUUGACUAACAUAAAAAAGUCACUGCAAAUUUUAUAACCGCCUGCUUGGUUAGCCAGAAACCAGACUAUCACAAGUCUACACUUGUCAAGUGUAUUCAUAGACAGAUUUUCUAAAAAAAACUUGCAGUGCGCAUUCCUAACUUUUACGUUGAAAGUGAAGACUCCUUACUUUGUAAAGAUGAAAUAUAUUUUAGUAACUGGUGGUGUUAUCAGUGGUGUCGGUAAAGGUGUUAUCGCAUCAUCUUUCGGAACCUUGUUAAAAUCAUGUGGUCUUAAUGUAACGUCAAUUAAAAUAGAUCCAUACAUCAAUAUAGAUGCAGGAACAUUUUCACCUUAUGAGCAUGGUGAAGUAUAUGUCCUGGAUGAUGGCGGUGAGGUUGACUUGGAUUUGGGCAAUUAUGAGCGGUUUUUGGAUAUAACUUUGCAUCGCGACAACAACAUAACAACUGGUAAGAUUUAUCAGAAAGUUAUUGAGAAAGAACGCACUGGUGAAUAUUUGGGCAAAACUGUACAAGUUGUUCCGCAUAUUACGGACGCCAUCCAAGAGUGGGUAGAACGCGUGUCGCAACGUCCAGUGCAAGGCAAUUCACAGCCACAAGUGUGUAUCAUCGAAUUGGGUGGCACAAUCGGUGACAUUGAGGGUAUGCCCUUCGUGGAAGCUUUUCGUCAAUUUCAAUUUCGUGUAAAACGUGAAAAUUUCUGUGUAGCGCACGUUUCACUUGUACCCUCACCACGUUCCACUGGUGAACCGAAAACAAAACCAACACAAAGUUCUGUACGUGAGUUGCGUGGUUUUGGUUUGAGCCCUGAUUUAAUAGUUUGUCGGUCGGAGAAACCAAUUGGUCUCGAAGUGAAGGAAAAAAUUAGCAACUUUUGUCAUGUUGCACCAGAUCAGGUUAUAUGCAUUCACGAUCUUAGCUCAAUAUACCAUGUACCGUUACUAAUGGAACAAAACGGAGUCAUAGAGUUUCUCAACGACCGUCUGCAGCUGAAAAUUGAGUCAUCAAAACGCGAGAAAUGCUUGCAGCAAUGGAAAGACCUAGCACGCCGGUCUGAGACUCUCCGCGAAGAAGUAAAUAUUGCCAUUGUGGGUAAAUAUACACGUUUAGAAGAUUCGUACGCAUCUGUGGUGAAGGCACUGCAACACGCCUCACUUGCUGCUGGUUUUAAAUUAAACUUAAAAUUUAUUGAAGCUUGCCACCUGGAGACCGGCACGCGUGACAAAGACCCUACUAAAUAUCAUGAGGCUUGGAUGCAGCUUUGCGAUAGCGAUGGCGUUGUUGUGCCAGGUGGAUUUGGUUCACGUGGAAUGGAAGGCAAAAUAGUUGCAUGCAAUUGGUGUCGCGAAAAACAGAAGCCCAUGCUGGGCAUUUGUUUAGGUCUACAAGCGGCUGUCAUUGAGUUUGCACGAAAUGUGCUGGGUUUAAAGGAUGCAAACACUACGGAAAUCGAUCCCAAGGUCGGCAAUCCGCUCGUUAUUGAUAUGCCCGAGCAUCACACUGGUCAAAUGGGCGGCACGAUGCGUUUAGGAAAACGUAGAACUACUUUUUCGAAUGAAAAAAGCAUUAUAAAAAUGCUCUAUGGCAAUCCAAAAACAAUUGAUGAGCGCCAUCGACAUCGUUACGAAGUAAAUCCCAAAUAUGUUCCUACGUUAGAGGAGCAUGGUAUGCGUUUUGUAGGAUACGAUGAUGAGAAACGUCGCAUGGAGGUGAUUGAGUUGCGUGAUCAUCCUUUUUUCGUUGCCACACAAUAUCAUCCAGAGUACUUGUCACGGCCGCUUAAGCCAUCCCCACCAUUUUUGGGGCUAAUAUUAGCUUCGAAGAAGCGGCUGGGAAACUAUUUGGCACGUGGUUGCCGUUUGUCGCCACGUCAGCUCUCCGAGGCAUCAUCUGAUGAAGAACUCUCUGCCGAGGAGUGCGAAAAACUCGUUAAUGCUGUGAAGCCAUUGCAAUUGAAUGAAUAUUUAUCGCCAGCAACUCCCGCACGUUUACCAAAUGGACGCGCUAAGGAUGCCAAACCGAAUGGUAAAGGAAUAGCAUCAGAGGAAAAGCAGUUGAAUGGAGGCAUUAAAGCUAAUACGCCUAAUGGAGCUACUAAUGGUUAUAACAGUAAUGGCAACGGGCGUUAAACAUGUAUAGAAUCGGUUUUCCAUAAAGUAUAAGGAAUGCUUAGAUAGAGAUAUUUCAAUUGGUCAAAUAUUUCAAUAAUGUUAACUUUUACUAGUUUAUCUUCAGUUGCACAUUUCUAAAAGUACUCACAUUUUUUUUUUUUGUAUUAGCAGUGUUCAAUUAAAUAUUUAGCUUCGCAAAAACAUUUGCGCGUGUACAUUUAUUUUGUGGUACUGGUGGGUGUACACGGUGGCGGACCAAUUUUUUUUUGACCUACCUACCCACACACUCGCUCGCUCGCUUCGAUCCUUUUGUAGAGGCUGAGCUAGACGUCAACUGGUGUAUCAUUUAUUCGCCGCCACUUGAAUCACUCACACCAGCAAGCAAAAUAAAACAGCAGAAUACUUAUACAUAUGUAGAUAUGUAUGUACAUUUCUUUUUGAAUACUGCUAAUAAAUUAUGAAUACUGAGAGUUAGGCGUGUAAAAAUUCCAAAACAAUGUUAUCGCUAAGUAAACUAUGUAUAAUUAUUUUUAAGAUUUCAAAUUGAAAUGUCAUACAAAAGUGAAUGCAAUUUGGCAAAGUCCUUACGGUCUAACUUUGGGUGGGAAUUCCAGGUAGACUAUUUCUUGAUGGUCUUUAUUAAGAAAAAAGUGAAAUUCUAAACGUUGCAUAAACUCAGUACUUGAGUUUUUAUACUUAAAUACAAAAAUUGUUGCAUUCUAGGCACCGUUAUUUGUGAAUUAAGGUAAAUAAUGCCAAUAACUCAGGAAAAUAUGUUUAAUAUUUUUAACUGAAGUAUUAUAUUUGACAUUCGAAAGUUUUAGUUGAGUUCAGCAACUAAAAUACGUGUUUUUUCGUUUUUAAUACAAUUUAAUCGACAUUGCUUUCAACCUAUAAAUCUAGUUAGACUGUAAGGUCGUAACCAAUGAAAUAACUAUUUUUGACUCAUAAAUUUUUAAAGUUCAAGAUCUAAUUAAAUUAUAUAUGCUUUCACAAUGUUCUGUAAAGCUUGAAAUAGAGCAAAUACUGCGAAAACGUGUUCUGGUUAGAUUAUAAGAAUUAUAUAUGUUAAAAGUGUGCCAGAUUUUACAUAAAACUAUUUUUUUUUUUAUUAAAAAGACUGUAGAAUAUCUGUGCCUAAAUGAGGCAAAUAACUAGAAACUGAAUUGAAUUUACUAAAAUGUUGGCUAAUUUAUUAAAAUCUCGUUAUUUUUUCUAAGAUUUUCACGUUGAAUUAUAAUUUGAAAUUAUAAUUAAACAUAUGACACUAAGUUGUUAAUAAUAUAAGUUAAAAUAGUCGUAAGAGUAAGUACAGCUGCAAAAUAAAUUAGUUUUUACUUUGAUUGAACUAUUCGCGCAUUCGGAGAAAUAAUAAGCGCCCAAUUUGAAAACUAA